AUGGCGUGGUGUGGAGCGGCGUGCUGCAGCGUGGUGUGGAGCAGCGUGGUGUGGAGCAGCGUGCUGCAGCGUGGUGUGGAGCGGCGUGCUGCAGCGUGGUGUGGGGCGGCGUGCUGCAGCGUGGUGUGGGGCGGCGUGUUGCAGCGUGGUGUGGAGCAGCGUGGUGUGGAGCAGCGUGGUGUGGGGCGGCGUGCUGCAGCGUGGUGUGGGGCGGCGUGCUGCAGCGUGGUGUGGAGCAGCGUGGUGUGGGGCGGCGUGCUGCAGCGUGGUGGUGGGGCGGCGUGCUGCAGCGUGGUGUGGGGCGGCGUGCUGCAGCGUGGUGUGGGCGGCGUGUUGCAGCGUGGUGUGGAGCGGCGUGCUGCAGCGUGGUGUGGAGCGGCGUGUUGCAGCGUGGUGUGGGGCGUGUGCUGCAGCGUGGUGUGGAGCGGCGUGUUGCAGCGUGGUGUGGGGCGGCGUGCUGCAGCGUGGUGUGGAGCGGCGUGGUGUGGGGCGGCGUGCUGCAGCGUGGUGUGGAGCGGCGUGGUGUGGGGCGGCGUGCUGCAGCGUGGUGUGGAGCGGCGUGUUGCAGCGUGGUGUGGAGCGGCGUGUUGCAGCGUGGUGUGGAGCGGCGUGUUGCAGCGUGGUGUGGAGCAGCGUGGUGUGGGGCGGCGUGCUGCAGCGUGGUGUGGAGCAGCGUGUUGCAGCGUGGUGUGGAGCGGCGUGGUGUGGAGCGGCGUGCUGCAGCGUGGUGUGGAGCGGCGUGCUGCAGCGUGGUGUGGAGCGGCGUGUUGCAGCGUGGUGUGGAGCAGCGUGGUGUGGAGCAGCGUGUUGCAGCGUGGUGUGGAGCGGCGUGGUGUGGGGCGGCGUGCUGCAGCGUGGUGUGGAGCGGCGUGUUGCAGCGUGGUGUGGAGCGGCGUGGUGUGGGGCGGCGUGCUGCAGCGUGGUGUGGAGCAGCGUGGUGUGGAGCAGCGUGCUGCAGCGUGGUGUGGGGCGGCGUGUUGCAGCGUGGUGUGGAGCGGCGUGUUGCAGCGUGGUGUGGAGCAGCGUGGUGUGGGGCGGCGUGCUGCAGCGUGGUGUGGAGCGGCGUGGUGUGGGGCGGCGUGCUGCAGCGUGGUGUGGAGCGGCGUGUUGCAGCGUGGUGUGGAGCGGCGUGGUGUGGGGCGGCGUGCUGCAGCGUGGUGUGGAGCGGCGUGGUGUGGGGCGGCGUGCUGCAGCGUGGUGUGGAGCGGCGUGUUGCAGCGUGGUGUGGAGCGGCGUGGUGUGGGGCGGCGUGCUGCAGCGUGGUGUGGAGCGGCGUGUUGCAGCGUGGUGUGGAGCGGCGUGUUGCAGCGUGGUGUGGGGCGGCGUGUUGCAGCGUGGUGUGGAGCGGCGUGUUGCAGCGUGGUGUGGAGCAGCGUGGUGUGGAGCAGCGUGGUGUGGGGCGGCGUGCUGCAGCGUGGUGUGGAGCAGCGUGUUGCAGCGUGGUGUGGAGCGGCGUGCUGCAGCGUGGUGUGGAGCGGCGUGGUGUGGGGCGGCGUGCUGCAGCGUGGUGUGGAGCGGCGUGUUGCAGCGUGGUGUGGAGCGGCGUGUUGCAGCGUGGUGUGGAGCAGCGUGGUGUGGGGCGGCGUGCUGCAGCGUGGUGUGGAGCAGCGUGUUGCAGCGUGGUGUGGAGCGGCGUGCUGCAGCGUGGUGUGGAGCGGCGUGGUGUGGGGCGGCGUGCUGCAGCGUGGUGUGGAGCGGCGUGGUGUGGGGCGGCGUGUUGCAGCGUGGUGUGGAGCGGCGUGUUGCAGCGUGGUGUGGAGCGGCGUGUUGCAGCGUGGUGUGGAGCAGCGUGGUGUGGGGCGGCGUGCUGCAGCGUGGUGUGGAGCAGCGUGCUGCAGCGUGGUGUGGGGCGGCGUGCUGCAGCGUGGUGUGGAGCGGCGUGUUGCAGCGUGGUGUGGGGCGGCGUGCUGCAGCGUGGUGUGGGGCGGCGUGCUGCAGCGUGGUGUGGGGCGGCGUGUUGCAGCGUGGUGUGGAGCGGCGUGCUGCAGCGUGGUGUGGAGCAGCGUGCUGCAGCGUGGUGUGGAGCGGCGUGUUGCAGCGUGGUGUGGAGCGGCGUGUUGCAGCGUGGUGUGGGGCGGCGUGCUGCAGCGUGGUGUGGAGCGGCGUGGUGUGGAGCAGCGUGUUGCAGCGUGGUGUGGAGCGGCGUGGUGUGGGGCGGCGUGCUGCAGCGUGGUGUGGAGCGGCGUGUUGCAGCGUGGUGUGGAGCGGCGUGUUGCAGCGUGGUGUGGAGCAGCGUGGUGUGGGGCGGCGUGCUGCAGCGUGGUGUGGAGCAGCGUGUUGCAGCGUGGUGUGGAGCGGCGUGGUGUGGAGCGGCGUGCUGCAGCGUGGUGUGGAGCGGCGUGCUGCAGCGUGGUGUGGAGCGGCGUGUUGCAGCGUGGUGUGGAGCAGCGUGGUGUGGAGCAGCGUGUUGCAGCGUGGUGUGGAGCGGCGUGGUGUGGGGCGGCGUGCUGCAGCGUGGUGUGGAGCGGCGUGUUGCAGCGUGGUGUGGAGCGGCGUGGUGUGGGGCGGCGUGCUGCAGCGUGGUGUGGAGCAGCGUGGUGUGGAGCAGCGUGCUGCAGCGUGGUGUGGGGCGGCGUGCUGCAGCGUGGUGUGGGGCGGCGUGUUGCAGCGUGGUGUGGAGCGGCGUGUUGCAGCGUGGUGUGGAGCAGCGUGGUGUGGGGCGGCGUGCUGCAGCGUGGUGUGGAGCGGCGUGGUGUGGGGCGGCGUGCUGCAGCGUGGUGUGGAGCGGCGUGUUGCAGCGUGGUGUGGAGCGGCGUGGUGUGGGGCGGCGUGCUGCAGCGUGGUGUGGAGCGGCGUGGUGUGGGGCGGCGUGCUGCAGCGUGGUGUGGAGCGGCGUGUUGCAGCGUGGUGUGGAGCGGCGUGGUGUGGGGCGGCGUGCUGCAGCGUGGUGUGGAGCGGCGUGUUGCAGCGUGGUGUGGAGCGGCGUGUUGCAGCGUGGUGUGGGGCGGCGUGUUGCAGCGUGGUGUGGAGCGGCGUGUUGCAGCGUGGUGUGGAGCAGCGUGGUGUGGAGCAGCGUGGUGUGGGGCGGCGUGCUGCAGCGUGGUGUGGAGCAGCGUGCGUGGUGUGGAGCGGCGUGCUGCAGCGUGGUGUGGAGCGGCGUGGUGUGGGGCGGCGUGCUGCAGCGUGGUGUGGAGCGGCGUGUGCAGCGUGGUGUGGAGCGGCGUGUUGCAGCGUGGUGUGGAGCAGCGUGGUGUGGGGCGGCGUGCUGCAGCGUGGUGUGGAGCAGCGUGUUGCAGCGUGGUGUGGAGCGGCGUGCUGCAGCGUGGUGUGGAGCGGCGUGGUGUGGGGCGGCGUGCUGCAGCGUGGUGUGGAGCGGCGUGGUGUGGGGCGGCGUGUUGCAGCGUGGUGUGGAGCGGCGUGUUGCAGCGUGGUGUGGAGCGGCGUGUUGCAGCGUGGUGUGGAGCAGCGGCGUGUGGGGCGGCGUGCUGCAGCGUGGUGUGGAGCAGCGUGCUGCAGCGUGGUGUGGGCGCGUGCGUGCUGCAGCGUGGUGUGGAGCGGCGUGGUGUGCAGCGUGGUGUGGGCGGCGUGCUGCAGCGUGGUGUGGAGCGGCGUGCUGCAGCGUGGUGUGGAGCGGCGUGCGUGCGUGUGGGGGCGGCGUGUGUGGGCAGCGUGGUGUGGGUGGUGUGGAGCAGCGUGGUGUGGGGCGGCGUGUUGCUGCUGCAGCGUGGUGUGGGGCGGCGUGGUGUGGGCAGGCGUGGCAGCGUGGUGUGGAGGCGUGGCGGGGUGUGGGCGGCGUGCUGCAGGUGUGGGCGGCGUGUGCGCGUGGGUGGUGGGGCGGCGUGCUGCAGCGUGGUGUGGGGCGGCGUGCUGCAGCGUGGUGUGGGGCGGCGUGUUGCAGCGUGGUGUGGGCGGCGUGCUGCAGCGUGGUGUGGAGCGGCGUGUGUGCAGCGUGGUGUGGGGGCGUGCUGCAGCGUGGUGUGGAGCGGCGUGGUGUGUGGGGCGGCGUGUGCAGCGUGGUGUGGAGCGGCGUGUGCAGCGUGGUGGUGGAGCGGCGUGCUGCAGCGUGGUGUGGAGCGGCGUGUGUGCAGCGUGGUGUGGGCGGCGUGUUGCAGCGUGGUGUGGAGCGGCGUGUGUGUGGGGCGGCGUGUGCAGCGUGGUGUGGAGCGGCGUGCUGCAGCGUGGUGUGGAGCAGGCGUGUGUGGAGCGUGGUGUGGGGCGGCGUGCUGCAGCGUGGUGUGGAGCGGCGUGGUGUGGCGGCGCAGCGUGGUGUGGGCGGCGUGCUGCAGCGUGGUGUGGAGCGGCGUGCUGCAGCGUGGUGUGGAGCGGCGUGUGCAGCGUGGUGUGGAGCGGCGUGCUGCAGCGUGGUGUGGGGCGGUGGUGUGGGCGGCGUGCUGCAGCGUGUGUGGGCGGCGUGCUGCAGCGUGGUGUGGCGCGUGCGGCAGCGUGUGGGCGGCAGCGUGGUGUGGUGCGGCGUGCUGCAGCGUGGUGUGGGGCGCGUGCUGCAGCGUGGUGUGGAGCAGCGUGCUGCAGCGUGGUGUGGAGCAGCGUGCUGCAGCGUGGUGUGGAGCGGCGUGGUGUGGGGCAGCGUGCUGCAGCGUGGUGUGGAGCAGGCGUGCUGCAGCGUGGUGUGGAGCAGCGUGUUGCAGCGUGGUGUGGAGCGCGUGCUGCAGCGUGGUGUGGAGCAGCGUGUGGCGUGGUGUGGGCGCGUGCUGCAGCGUGGUGUGGAGCGGCGUGUUGCAGCGUGGUGUGGAGCAGCGUGCUGCAGCGUGGUGUGGAGCGGCGUGGGUGGGGGGCGGCGUGCUGCAGCGUGGUGUGGAGCGGCGUGCUGCAGCGUGGUGUGGAGCAGCGUGUGUGAGCGGCGUGGUGAGCGGUGGAGCGGCGGCGUGGUGUGGAGCGGCGUGGUGUGGGCGGCGUGCUGCAGCGUGGUGUGGAGCGGCGUGCUGCAGCGUGGUGUGGAGCGGCGUGCUGCAGCGUGGUGUGGGCGGCGUGGUGUGGGGCGUGGUGUGUGGGCGGCGUGCUGCAGCGUGGUGUGGAGCAGCGUGGUGUGGGCGCGUGGUGUGUGGGCGCGUGUGUGGAGCGGCGUGCUGCAGCGUGGUGUGGAGCGGCGUGGUGUGGGGCGGCGUGCUGCAGCGUGGUGUGGAGCGGCGUGCUGCAGCGUGGUGUGGGCGCGUGGCAGCGUGGUGUGGGCGCGUGUGUGGGGCGGCGUGGUGUGGGGCGGCGUGCUGCAGCGUGGUGUGGAGCAGCGUGGUGUGGGGCGGCGUGGUGUGGGGCGGCGUGCUGCAGCGUGGUGUGGAGCGCGUGCUGCAGCGUGGUGUGGGCAGCGUGGUGUGCAGCGUGGUGUGGAGCGCCGUGGUGUGGGGCGUGGCGUGGUGUGGAGCGCGCGUGGUGUGUGGAGCGGCGUGUGUGCAGCGCUGGUGUGGAGCGGCGUGCUGCAGCGUGGUGUGGGCGGCGUGCUGCAGCGUGGUGUGGGCGGCGUGCUGCAGCGUGGUGUGGGGCGGCGUGGUGUGGGGCGGCGUGCUGCAGCGUGGUGUGGAGCGCGUGUGUGCAGCGUGGUGUGGGGCGGCGUGCUGCAGCGUGGUGUGGGCGGCGUGGUGUGGGGGCGGCGUGCUGCAGCGUGGUGUGGAGCGGCGUGCUGCAGCGUGGUGUGGGCGGGCGGUGUGUGGCGGCGUGCUGCAGCGUGGUGGGGCGGCGUGCUGCAGCGUGGUGUGGAGCGGCGUGUGUGCAGCGUGGUGGUGUGGCGGCGUGUGGGUGUGUGAGCGUGCGUGUGCAGCGUGGUGUGGAGCGGCGUGUGCAGCGUGGUGUGGGCGGCGUGCUGCAGCGUGGUGUGGGCGGCGUGCAGUGGGGGGGCGGCGUGCAGCGUGGUGUGGAGCGGCGUGCUGCAGCGUGGUGUGGAGCGGCGUGUGCAGCGUGCGUGGUGGGGCGGCGUGCUGCAGCGUGGUGUGGGGCGGCGGGUGUGCGUGGUGGGGCAGCGUGGUGUGGGGGCGGCGUGCUGCAGCGUGGUGUGGGCGGCGUGCUGCAGCGUGGUGUGGGGCGGCGUGCUGCAGCGUGGUGUGGGGCGGCGUGCUGCAGCGUGGUGUGGGCGGCGUGUGCAGCGUGGUGGUGUGGAGCGGCGUGCUGCAGCGUGGUGUGGAGCGCGUGCGUGUGUGGCAGCGUGGUGUGGGCGGCGUGCUGCAGCGUGGUGUGGAGCGCGUGUGCAGCGUGGUGUGGAGCAGCGUGGUGUGGAGCGAGCGUGGUGUGGAGCGGCGCGUGGUGUGGGGCGGCGUGCUGCAGCGUGGUGUGGGGCGGCGUGCUGCAGCGUGGUGUGGAGCGGCGUGCUGCAGCGUGGUGUGGAGCGGCGUGCUGCAGCGUGAGCCGCUCAGGCUGGUGGGAGGGGCCAGUCGCUGCGCCGGGACAGUGGAGCUCAGACACAGAGGAGAGUGGGGACGAGUGGGGAAGGAUUAUAGAGACUGGACCGAGGAGGACUCAGCUGCUGUGUGCAGAGACCUGGACUGUGGGUCUGCUGUUUCUGGACGUCAGAGAGAUGGUUUUCCAGUCAGUCCUGUGUGGAGGAUCUCAGCUGACUGCAUGAAGAGGAGGAAGACUAAACUGAGAGACUGUGUUCAUGACACCACUCACUUCCCCUCCUACCCGUAUGGUGUGGAGGUGAUGUGUUCAGACUUACUGAACCGUCCAGUCCUGUCCCUCUCUGUGACUGUGGGGGCCUCCCAGGUCCAGGACUCCCAGGUCCAGGACUCCCAGGUCCAGGACUCCCAGGUCCAGGUCUCCCAGGUCCAGGACUCCCAGGUCCAGGACUCCCAGGUCCAGGACUCCCAGGUCCAGGUCUCCCAGGUCGGGGUGCAGGUGGUGCGUGUGCAGUUGGGGUCUCAGUUCUCGGUCCAGUGCUCGGUGAAGCCUCAGUUCCCAGGAGGCUCCUUCCAGCUGCUCUCUCCCUCUGGGAACCACACCCUGCCUGCUGUCAAUCACUCUGCACACUUCCUGUUCAGUCACACUGGCCCCGCCCACAAAGGAAACUACACCUGUGUUUACCACCUACAGGUGUUCAACCACAGCUUCACCUCCGAGAGCGAGAGACUGGAGCUGAGGCUGGGAGCCCGGAGCGACCCGGGGGAGAGGGCCCAGAGGGAGGGGAGCGACCCGGGGGAGAGGGCCCAGAGGGAGGGGAGCGACCCGGGGGAGAGGGCCCAGAGGGAGGGGAGCGACCCGGGGGAGAGGGCCCAGAGGGAGGGUAGCGACCCGGGGGAGAGAGCCCAGAGGGAGGGGAGCGACCCGGGGGGAGAGGGCCCAGAGGGAGGGGAGCGACCCGGGGGAGAGAGCCCAGAGGGAGGGGAGCGACCCGGGGGAGAGGGCCCAGAGGGAGGGUAG
This is a messenger RNA of Knipowitschia caucasica, 7302 nucleotides long. NCBI's taxonomy places the organism in Eukaryota, Metazoa, Chordata, Actinopteri, Gobiiformes, Gobiidae. The record is from the annotation of a GenBank genome assembly.